Naegleria gruberi is the source of this 1544-nucleotide messenger RNA. Its product is annotated as betaine aldehyde dehydrogenase. The transcript is spliced from 3 exons. Gene Ontology annotation, molecular function: aldehyde dehydrogenase (NAD+) activity. The record is from RefSeq and is a predicted model, not a curated record. Bases 16 to 1518 code for a protein of 500 amino acids. NCBI's taxonomy places the organism in Eukaryota, Heterolobosea, Eutetramitea, Acrasida, Naegleriidae.
AAAAAACGCAUCACAAUGUCUCUUACAAAGUAUCACUCCCUCAUCAACAACCAAUUUGUUUCAAGAGAAUCUGAGGAAGGAACAACAAGUCAAGAUGAAUUGUAUAUUCCUGUUGUCAAUCCUUGCACCGAAGAGGUAAUCGGUUUGAUCACUCAAGCCUCUGAAGAACAAGUUCGUUCUGCUGUUCAAAGUACUGUCAAUGCUUUUGAAGGAUGGAAGAAUACACCAGUUUCCGAAAGAGCUGCUUGCUUGAACAAACUUGCCGAUAAGAUGCAAGAAAAUAUGGAAAAGUUGGCCACUUUGGAAACUCAAAACAAUGGUAAAACAUAUUUUGAAUCAUUAGCUGAUGUUGAUGAGUGUUGUAAUACUCUCAGAUAUUAUGCAUCACUUGCUGGAUAUGUUCAAAAGAAAUUGGAUGGUUACACCAAUGAACAUCAUGAAAGUGAAAAACAUGGUUUGUCCAAUCGUAUUGUUUUCGAAUCUGUUGGACCUUGUGUUUCAAUCUUGCCAUUCAAUUAUCCAUUGUUAUUAUUAAUGUGGAAGAUGGGUCCUGCAAUGAUUACUGGUUGUUCAUGUGUUUUCAAGCCAUCUGAAUAUACUAGUUUGACCACUCUUGUUUUGGGUGAAUAUAUUAAGGAUAUCUUCCCACCAGGUGUUAUUAAUAUUGUUGCUGGUUAUGGUUACAAGAUUGGUAAUUUGUUGACAAGUGAUCCACGUAUUAAGAAGGUUUCAUUCACUGGUUCAUUGGCAACUGGUUUGAAAGUUUCUUCCUCUUGUACUCCAAAUUUGACUCGUUGUAAUUUGGAAUUGGGUGGUAAGAGUCCAAUUAUUUGUUUCGAAGAUUGUGAUAUUGAUUUGGCUGUUGAAUCCAUUGUUGGAGGUAUUUUUGCUAAUAAGGGUGAAAUUUGUUCUGCCACUUCAAGACUCUUAGUUCACAAGUCUAUCUAUCAAUCUUUGAUGGAUAAAUUGGUUGAAAGAACUAGAAAGAUUGUUACUGGUGAUUCUCUCUUUGACAAGUCUGUUUCUCAUGGUGCUCAAGUAUCAAAGAUUCAAUAUGAUAAGGUUAUGAAUUAUAUUGAAACUGCCAAGAAGGAAGGUGCUAUUUGUCUUGUUGGUGGUGGUAGACCAGAAAAGGCUGCUGCUCAAGAUCCAACUAAGGGAUUCUUUGUUGCCCCAACCAUCUUUGCCAACGUUACUGAAGAUAUGACCAUUUGGAAGGAAGAAAUUUUCGGUCCUGUUUUGAGUGUUGGUGUACCAUUUGAAACUGAAGAAGAGGCUAUUAGAAUGGCCAACAAUACUGAAUAUGGUUUGGCCGCUGCUGUCAUGUCAGGAAGUGAUGAAAGAUUAGAACGUGUUGGACGUCAAUUGGUUGUUGGUUCUUUGUGGUUGAAUUCCUCUCAACCUUGUCUCUGUCAAUGCCCAUGGCCAACCCGUAAAAAGUCUGGUAUUGCUGUUGAAUUAAGUACUUUUGGAGUUGACUUGUUCAUGGAAGUUAAGACCAUCUGGAAAAAACUCUAAAUAAAUAUUUUUAAAACUAUCCCACU